AUGAUUGAAUCAUAUCGUCGAUGUCGAUGUAUAUUACUAAUUGUUGUGAUUCAACUACAUACGAUUUUUGGUGAACCGUGUCGAAAUGAUAUAACAGAUUUCUUUUACAACGUCAAUUUUGCUGGGCCUGUUUUCGAUCAACCCGUUUAUUAUAUAAAUUCUAAACAUUCUGUAACAAAGCCAAAUGCGUUUUUAUUUUAUUUUACUGUUCGAAAACGAAAUGAAAAUGAUCGACCUAGUUAUACUUCCACAAAUUUCACUAGUCGUAGUCUCAAAAGCGAAACUAAUCGCCUUAACGUUACAACAAAUGAUACAAAUUUUGCUGUAACACUACUAUCGAAUAACAAUGAUAGUAGUGGUUACAAUCUUUCGGUAAGCAAUGCUAAACUGAAUUAUUUUCGACCUUUCCAUCGAUAUGUAUUUGAAUUGAUUGCAAGACAGUCAUAUGAUAAUCGCCCACCAGCCAUUUCCACUGCUCUUGUUCAGAUCGAUUUGAAGAAUGCUAAUAUCAACAUUCCAAGGUUUGUCGACGACGUAAAAGUGUUCUACAUCAGUGAAACAGCAUUACCUGGCACAAAAUUUGCAACAGUUUAUGCUGUCGAUGACGAUAAUGAUACGAUAACGUAUUCAAUAUCCCCGAAUGUAUUAUUUUCCAUCGAUUCAAAUACAGGUGUCUUACGACUUGAUCGAUCAAUUGAAAUCUCGCCGACAGAAACUAGUAUUACGGUGAACAUCUCAAUUUCAGAUUCGUUAAAUGAGGAACACGGUACAUUUACUAUCAGGAUAACAACGGUUAAUAGACACUCACCCAGCUUUUCUGGUUCGAUAUGCGGUGGGAAUAUCUCGCUGAGAGAGGAUAUACCACUUGGAGGAAAUGUUACGAAGUUGCGCGUCAUAGACAUGGAUCGAGGAACAAACGGUGAAGUUGACAUUAUGUUUCCACCUGAACAAUCAAGAACUUCAAUGAGCGGUGUAAGAAAUACUGCGUAUCCUUCGUUUCACAUUGAGCAGGAAAAUCAAAGUGGAAUGAUUCGCGAAGCAUGGAUAAAAACGAAUAUAACACUUGAUUACGACGAGCCAGGCACUCCUCGUGUUUGGUUUCUAUCUAUAUUGGCUACUGAUCGCGGCACACCAGGCCGUCAAACAGCAUGCACUUUACGUAUCAAUCUUGUGGAUGUUAAUGAUAAUAAACCAAAGUUCAUAAUGGCUGACUGGAAUUUUACGAUUUUUCAGUCGACUAGUAUUCAAAGUAACACUCUCCCAUUCCGUAUCAUUGCAUUCGAUGCUGAUUCUGGUAUGAAUGGAAUGAUCAAAUAUUACAUUAGAACAUUAAAUGUACCAUAUUUCGCAAUCAAUCAGACGACAGGAUAUAUUGUUCUUCGCACCGGGAUAAAUGGAAUUCAAAGUUUAAAUGCAAGUUUGUUUCCAGUAAAAUUCCAAGUGUACGCUAAAGAUCGCGGCGAACCAGAAUGUUUGAGUGAAAACGAUGCUACAGUAACAAUUCAUUUUCAAAAUAACGCUGAAGAACAGCCGAUCCAAUGGCUAGACACAUCGUAUGAAAACUUACAUAUCGUCAUAUCGGAGAAAUUUUAUGAAACUUCCACUGAUCGUAUAGUACGAGAUGAAACAUUCAAUGGAACAAUUAGCUUUAGUUUAAGACCAUCGAUGCCAUCCUUUAUGGCAGUUUCAAGUCCAUUUGCCAGCAAUGCGCAUUUACCAUUUCGCGACAAACAGGUGACGAGGAAUCAAUUAAAAUACACAAGUGGUAUUGUAGUUCUUCGAGGCCUUCACGCAGAAAUUCAAGAUAGUUAUUUGCUUUACACACGCGUGCUUACCAAUCCACCAUUGAUUGGAGUAGUUCAAAUCGAUCUACGCGAUGAGAAUGAUCAGAUCCCAACAUUUGAUAUUCGUUCAAUUACGUUGAGUGUGCUAGAAAACCAACAAGGGAAUCGUACUAUCGGCAAAAUUCAAGCCUAUGAUCUCGAUGUCCUACCAGAAAACAAUGCAAUUCGAUACUAUUCAAGCGACCAUCUAAAUUCGGCAGAAGUAACUGCACUUUUUAGCGUUGAACCCGAUGGCACAAUAUGGACAAAUGCUGUAUUCGGACCAGACAGUAAUAACAAAUCAUCCUAUCGAUUGUUUGUGACAGCUGCGAAUUCCAAACCAUUAUGGGACACGCAAAAUGAUGCAUCCGAAGAUUUUCAAAUCGAUAUUCAAGUUAUUAGUGCUAAUCAACAACGUCCGGUCUUUCAGAAUAUCGAAGCAAAUAAGAACAUAUCAAUAAAAGGCACGACAUCGAGGAAUGUGCCUAUUCUUACACUAAAUAUUACUGAUGACAACAUCGAUACGAGACUGAAUGUGGGAAUAUCGAGUGGAAAUAUAAAUAAUGCUUUUAAAUUUAGCCUUUCAUCAGAUAAUUCAAAUGAUGAGAAGUCAACACAUUAUGAAGCAACUGCAGAACUUACAAUUGUUGGACAACUAGAUUACAAAUCUAUACCUCAGUAUUCGCUGAAAUUAUUCGCAUUUGAUUCCAGCAAUAUCGUCGAAAUUGAUGUACAAAUUACGAUAUUACCGGAAAAUACAAAUGCACCGUAUUUCAAACUAAUGCCUGGCUUCGAUAGUUACGAAUACAAUGUAACAGAACUCAAGCCAUAUUCCCUACUUUCUGGAGCUCCGAUCAUCGCUAUUGAUCCAGACACACCAUCAACUCAGCUUCGUUAUGAAAUCUAUGAUCAAAAUCAUCAAUUGAAUCUUCGAAAUAUUUUUGUCGGUACAUUUGGCAACGAAGCUAUUAUUAGUAUAAACUCAAGUGGACUCUCACGUGAUUUGCCUUUUGGUAACUCUGUUUAUAAAUUUGCUAUUCGUGCAACGGACGAAAAUGGAACAGGUGUAUCCAGUUUUAUUCCAGUAACUCUCAGAGUGCAUGAUAUCAAUAACAAUGGUCCUGUACCAAUAGGUGGCCCAUGGUACAUCGAGGAAGGCACUAAUCCUUCAAUCUCUAUCGGAUUCAAAGAUUACGAUGAUGAAAAUCUGAAUCACACAGUUCCUUUUAAUGUAGCAAUUGUUGAAUCAACUGAUGCUAAUGUAAAAUUGGUUCCAUAUAACAUGUCUUUUUUCAUUCUAACAUACAAUGGCCUUUUGAGUUGUGCGACGACAAAAAGAUUUAAUGUCACUUUCAACGCCAGCGAUGCUCAAAAUCAUUUUGAGAGAACAACAAUAACAAUCAACGUUCGAGGCUGUCAGACGAUGGGUUCUACUCUGAAUAGUAAAACAAUUGAGAUUAUCUAUGUUGAAGGAUAUCAAAAUUCUAUCCUUGACACUGACCUCGGCUCGAUUCAUUUCGAUAAUUCGAAUAAACCCAAUCCGAGCUGCUCACUCAAGGACAGAAACGAUCAACAGAAGUUCAUGUUUCUCAACUGCUCUUUGCGAACUUCGUCGAAAUCUUUGGAACCAGGCAUUUCAACAGUCGAAGCUAUCGUAGAUCAAUCAAUUCCGGUCACUCUAACAAUUAAUGUUGCAAGUGUGAAAAGCGAAAAGGUUCGCGAAGCAUCAACGAUUCGUAUUCAAGGUAAAUAUCCCCAUGACUUAAUUAUUCCAUCUGUCAAAGAUCAACUUAUCACUGCACUCGCUCAAAUACUAAAUGUUAAUCGAUAUUUUAUACAAAUUUUUGCUAUUCGUUCGGCUUUUCAAUAUCGAAAUCAAUACGAUAAACCCCAAACCGUCGAAGAACAGCAAGCUAAAACAUUAACCGAUGUAGUAUUUUACGUACGCGGACGAGAUCGAGUUAAUGUUGAACAAACACUUAGUGGAGAUCUGUCAAGAUUUCAAUCUUACGGUUUUACAGCGAGUGCAAGUGGUCCUAAUCCGUGUCAUAAUUACAAUUGCCUUUCCGAUACAAUCUGUCGGCCAGCACGAACUAUUGCAGUGAAACCCGAAGUUAUCGAUUCGAAUCAAACAUCGUUCUUAGGUGUCAACAUUCUUGAUUCAGCGGACUGCGUGAAUAAAUUUUACGAUCCAACGGGACCGAUGAUGGCAGAUCGUUGUAAAAUAACCACAUUUGACAGUUUGAGCGGCUCACUAUUAUCGCAGUCUUCAUCGAAUGGUCCAGUGGGACCUUGUGGAGAAGUACUUGGACGAACUUUUGAUCGAAAUGGACAAGGAUACGCAAUCUAUGACAAAUGGAUAUUUUCUAAUUUCCGUUCUGCACGACUUUCAUUCGAUUUCCUUUUGCAAACUCCCUUGGAAAACUGUUUGAUUUUCUUGUAUGCACCAAACACUACUAAAACAAAUGGGCCAUUUUGGAUGGCAAUUGAUGUAUCUAAUGCAAUACUCAGGUUCCAUUUUCCAAAUGUUGUACGUAAUAUUAACGAUAUUACUUUGAAUGCAUCGGUAUGGUAUCAUGUGGAAUGUCAAAUUCUCCGGGAAAACAUUCUCUUUUCGAUAAAUGAUUGCCAACAUACCUAUUCAUUGUCUGAAAACUUCAAUUGGUUCGAUCCAUCUACGAUCCAGUAUCUACAUCUUGGAAGUUUACCAGAUCAUCUGCCAGUAUCUUCUUUCAAUCAAUCCUCAAUUGUAACCAGUGGUUUUCGUGGUUGCAUACGUAAUGUUUUAUCCAACGGAUAUUAUCUAAAUAUGUCAAAUUAUCUUCACUCAAAUUAUUCAUAUGCCGGCGAAUGUCAAGAACCGAGAAUUGCUGACCAACGUAGUCUCGUCAUUCCUUGGUAUACCUGGUUAAUAAUAGCACUUGUUCUAUUAUUAUUAGCGAUAGUGAUCAUCUUAGUUUUGUUAUCAUUCAUAAGAGCAAAAGAAAUUUUCAGAACAGUCAAUGGAAUUUACGUUGACGAUACACGAGAAAACAUUAUCGAUUAUAAAGAAACGGCUGGUGAGGAGGAUCACUCAACAUAUAAUCUUCAUGUCUUAAAAAAACCGAUGUAUGCUUUGACAGAUGGUAAUAUUAUGGUAAAUCGCGAUCGGCUAAAUAAUAAUGAUCGAAUAUUUACUGCUCGACCUUCGCUCGGCACUUAUAUUGAAGAGAAAUUAGAUGAACGAACGGUUGGCUAUGUCUACGAUACUCAAUUACGUUUUCAUGAUGAAGGCGUCGGAUCAAUAGCGGGAGAUUUGAGUUCAAUCGCAUCUUCGUCAGUCCCGGAUGAAAUUGACUAUCGAUAUUUAUCUUCGUUAGGACCGAAAUUUUCAAGAUUAGCACAGAUUUACAGUGGUCAAAGCGAUAACAGUGCUGAGCUUUGA
This is a messenger RNA of Adineta ricciae, 5247 nucleotides long. NCBI's taxonomy places the organism in Eukaryota, Metazoa, Rotifera, Eurotatoria, Adinetida, Adinetidae. The record is from the annotation of a GenBank genome assembly.